AUGGCGAAACGGAAACAGCCUGUUCAGGAGGACCCGGUCAUCCACGACCUUAGCGACUUUGUGGAAUUCAACAUCACCAAGGUACUGUACGACGGAACCAAGAGAAAACGAGCAACUUUGUAUCUAGUCAAGGUUCGGGCAGCAGCGACAUCUCAUCGAGGCCGCAAAGCAACCCGGAAAUCAGCGGCACCGUCUGCUAGGGAGAGCGGGCUGUACGUGCUCAAAAUUUUUCCCGAGUCUGUUGCCAAUCAAGAUGACUACAAGAGAGAGCUCGCAACAAAUGUUGUGCUUGGUCGCAGCUUUGCUCUGCCCGAUGCCCAGAGUGCUUGUGACACCAUGACAGUUGCAUCUGGAGACUUUCCCGCAAGCCGAUGGCCACGCUGCUUUGGUACUUUGCGAACAAGAAAAGACCCGACCCCUGGAACAUGGAUCCGCCGUGAUGCGAAUUCGGAUCAUAACUCUGCACUUCUUUUCGAGUACAUCCCUGAUCUCGAACUGCUCACCCGUGAGCUGGUGACAGAGGAGCUUUCUCAAGAGUACAAACAGGUCCUUGCAGACCUCCAUGCCUUGCAAAUUCUUCAUCGGGACCAGAUUCUCUACGCCGCAUGGCCAGAAAUUGUUUUCAAUAACCUAUUCCUUCGACCGAACAAGAUAACUGGCAAAAAAGAAAUUAUGAUACUUGAUUUUGAUAAGUCUCUAGUACUUGGUAAUAGUGCUCGGGACAAGAUGCUUUUACGAAAUGAGGCACAGGAAAUGGCGGAAGCCCUUGAUACAGCACUAUCCAAGAAGGAUAUGCUGCAAUCAUUGCCGAAGGAAGUAAAAAGGCUACUGAAAUAA
Molecule: messenger RNA, 837 nt
Organism: Neoarthrinium moseri
Lineage: Eukaryota; Fungi; Ascomycota; Sordariomycetes; Amphisphaeriales; Apiosporaceae
Exons: 3
Coding region: 1-837 (278 amino acids)
Source: RefSeq, a predicted model, not a curated record